This is a messenger RNA of Acanthopagrus latus (yellowfin seabream), 3676 nucleotides long. It is a transcript of the gene ccr6b, whose product is annotated as chemokine (C-C motif) receptor 6b. Lineage: Eukaryota; Metazoa; Chordata; Actinopteri; Spariformes; Sparidae. Bases 238 to 1314 code for a protein of 358 amino acids. Gene Ontology annotation, biological process: G protein-coupled receptor signaling pathway; chemotaxis; immune response. Gene Ontology annotation, molecular function: chemokine receptor activity. Gene Ontology annotation, cellular component: membrane. The record is from RefSeq and is a predicted model, not a curated record. The transcript has 3 exons.
AAAAUAAAACUACGACGUGAGUUGUCCUACUUAUAAAUGCAGGAGGAGUGAUUCACCAGGCUAACCUGCAGAGCGGGUUACCGCGAGGGCGGACCUGCCCACAUUCGUCGCGCGCGCAUCAGUUCUGACAACAGCAAAGGAGGAAUAUAUUAUUUUCUCUUGACUUGACAACAGCAGACCCAAAAGACAAAGAAAUUACACAGGAGAGAAUCUGCAUCAUUCUGCAAGAUUAAAAACAUGGAUUCAGUGACUCAAUACUACGAUUAUGCCACAGAAGAUGGAGGACUCUGCAACUUGGACCCUAACCCCAUGGAGGCCAUCACCAAAACCUACAUCCACAGCAUCAUCUGUGCCUUCGGCUUGGUUGGCAAUGCUCUUGUGAUUGUCACCUACAUAUUCUACAAGAGAACCAAGACAAUGACAGACGUCUAUCUUUUCAAUGUGGCGAUGGCAGACCUCAUCUUUGUAGCAGCUCUGCCAUUCAUCAUAUACAAUGAGCAGCACAGUUGGUUAAUGGGACCAGUGGCUUGCAAGAUACUAAGGUCAGCCUACAGUAUUAACCUGUACAGUGGCAUGCUCCUGCUUGCAUGCAUUAGUGGUGAUCGUUACGUUGCUAUUGUUCAAGCUAGAAGAUCUUUUGGUGCUCGCUCACACACUCUGAUCUACAGCCGCCUCAUCAGCUCAGUUGUCUGGGUAUUUGCUGUGGCUUUAACUCUGCCCACACUUAUCUACACUGAGCUCUUUGAAGAGCAGAAUCUGGGGCCUGAGCCUGUCACUAUGACGUGUCAGCUGUCUUUCAACAACUAUGAGAUAGCAAAGCUGAUGAAGGUGCUGGUUCCCAGCCUUCAGAUGGCCAUCGGCUUCCUGCUGCCUCUGUUGGUGAUGGUGUUCUGUUACUCCAGCAUUGUCUACACCUUGCUGAGAGCACAGAGCAGCCAGAGGCAUAAGGCUGUUCGUGUAAUUUUGGCAGUUGUUGUGGUUUUCAUCCUUUGCCACCUUCCAUACAACGCAGUUCUACUGGACCACACGUUGGCUCUUUUUACCGAGAGGAGCUGUCAUGCAGAAAAGAUUAAACUCCAAGUUCUGGCCAUUUCAAGGAGCGUAGCCUACCUCCACUGCUGCCUCAAUCCUAUCCUCUAUGCCUUCAUUGGGGUAAAGUUCCGGAGCCACUUCAAGCAGAUAAUGUUGGACCUCUGGUGCUUUAGCAAAAAGUACAUCUACAAUGCUCGUUCAUCACGCGGGACGUCUGAAAUGUGUGUUUCGGCCCGCAUGUCUUCAGACGGUAAUAACAACAUGUCAUCUUUUACUGCAUGAUGUUGCAGUGGUAACUAGCAAAGCCAUUAAUAAAGUAGACACAUAAGUGGAGAUGAUAGCAUCUGAACAAAGUGCGCUUAAAUUGAGUUCUUAAAACUUCUUAAAUGUGAAUAUUUUGUGAAGGUUUCUUUCCUCCUCUAUGACAGAAUACUCUUUGAAAUUAAAAUGACAAUGAACCUUGUACAGACUAAACGACAGUUAAUAUAAUAUUAGUUGCAUCAUGUUUCAACAUGGUUCUAUAGGGGGCACAUUAGACCGUUACUUUCAAGUUGAAUGUUAUUUGUUUUAUUGGAAAACCAAACAUCUACCUGUACAUAAGUAAAGUAAAACUGAUUGUUAAAUCUUUGGAAGGGUAUUCUUGUGAUUAAAGGGUAACAUUAAAGUGUGUAAAUCUUGGGGACUUCUACAGCAUACAUGAAAACAAAUUUAAAGUCAUUUGUGGCUCCGGAGGAAGCUACAUGUAGUCUGAUACAGCCUGGCUGUAUCGAUUUGAUCAUUUGUUUUUGAACUGUCCAUCAUGGGUUUACCAGAGUUAAAGGAGCGCAAUGCUGGACCAGUGGUUUGUUUUUCAGAAUUUGGUGCCUAUAUUACCCACAAUGCAAUUUAACCAUAAUUUAUCAGAUUAUAUGCAGCAUCCUCUAGAGCUACAAAAGGCUUUCCAUUACUUUUUUUCUCAUAUAUAGUAGAACUCCCCAAGACCUAUAAAUGAACAUUAAUAUGGCAAAUUGGUGGAAUUACCCUUGAGCACUGCACUUCCAUUGAAUAGAUUUUGGUUACAUUGUUUAUCUUCCAUAGACUCAUUUUCAAGUGAUUUGGCCAUGGGUUAAAAGCCAUGUUGUAGCAAUAGUACUUUUUAUGACACACUGAAUUACAUUUCCCCAGGCAGUGACAUGAUUAAGAUGUUUUGUAAAUGUUUGUUGUUUAUUUUCUAUCUAAAUGACUUUGAGUGAUUAUGCUCAUUUUUAAGACAGGAUGCUAAUGAGAUCUCACAUUUCUAUUCUUCUGACAUGUAAUUUAUAUUUUGCAGAAAGUACACCUUAGACAAACAAACCAUAUUUGAUAAUAACAAGAUUGUGUAAUACGAAGUGUACAACAAUUGAAAGGGAAAAUAGUUCAGAAAUAAAAUGAAAUAAUUGAUGUGUCACAAAGGUGAGCUGCGGGGCUACAAAGUCUCAAGUGAAAAACAAGUCAGGUAACAUUUAGUUAGGAGUCUGAUCUUGGAAAAACUGGAAUCUUCUUGAUCAGUUCUACAACCUUGGAUCACUCAAAAUGAUCUGGCGGCCUUCUCUGCGACUGACGCGAACAGAAAGCUCUCAACCACUGAUCACUGUCCAGUGAAUCUGAACAUUUAUAGUUCUGUGCAAUAAGUCUCUUGUCCAUCAUUCAGCCAAAGGUUAACAAACGUUUAUGAUGUUUAGUCCAAGAGCCUUGAGGUGUAUAGUCCAAUAGGCACAGUAGAGGGUCCUUAGUGACUGCGCAAAUCAGGAAGAUCCCAUGAAAAAAGGUCUAUUCAUCCCAUAGUCUAUUUUUCACAGAUUUAGAGAUUUUGUGAAUAUUUUUCCAAACUGCGCUCCAAAAAUCUGUAUUCAGAAUAAUAUCGAAAUCUCUCCCCUAAAUACUUGAAGGCAACUCCACACCUUGACUUGGGAGCCAUUUGACAACUUAUACAUCUUUUCCUUUUGUCCCUUAAUAUAUUUUGCAAGUGUUCUUCUAAUUUUGAUGGUUGGGGUAUCAUCACUGUCUCUCCAGAAAGCUGUGCUCUUAUCUGCAUUUAAGCUACACAAUCUUUAUCCUGUAAACCUUACUUGUUUUUGAAUUGAGCAAAUGUAAGUAGCUUUCUAUCAUUAGAUUUCUGAAUCCCAUUUCUCAAGGGCUUGCCACCAUGUGUCAAUAUAUAGUUGUCCCACAAGGGAGUAUCUGGUUAGUUGUUAGUUGUUACACUUAAAACUAACAAGGGAUUGAAAUAUUUUGAGUUCUGCAUAGUUCUCUAUACAUUUCUAGAGCUAAGUACUGUGCAUACCCUAUUUUGUUAUACAUUAUAAAGAUUUUAUUUUGUAUAUCUGAUUAUAUUCUUCUGUCACAAUGAAUAAACUUUUAAGUCUUUUACACUGUGGGACAACAUUUAAUUUCUUGACAAUCAGAUGCUGUGAAAACUGACGGUCUGUCUCAAAAAGCAAUGCAGAUAAUCCUUAUGUUUACAGUGUUGGUGUAACCUAUUGAUCAUUACAUAAAGUAUGCUGUAAAAAAACAGAUUUUACCAUUGAAUAGAACGUUAAGCGUGAUAAUGUGAUUUGAACCAGCUUGUAAAAUAACUACCUUCUCAUUAGUUUUUGGGUGAUAAUUCAAGCAUAUUUUACCUGUA